AUGCCGCAGCCUUCAGACGGGCCUGAUGGCAUGGAAGAUUCUGAUGACAUGAUGGAGUCGCCGUCGCCUGAUAUUGACGAUGUUUUGACCGGAGGUGCCGAUGGCGUUCCUGGCGAAUCGGAACCGGCUGCAACUGACGACUUGUCUGAUUUGAGCCCUAGCCCCUCACUUGAUGAUGAAGGUGAGGACGAUGACGACUCAGUUUGCUUCCCGGCAAACGCUCUCGUCGAAUUGGAGAAUGGCGCUACUAAGAUGAUGAGCCAAGUCCAGCUUGGCGAUCGCGUCAGGGUUGGGCCUAAUGACUUCUCGGACGUCUUCAUGUUCACGCACAAGACCGCUGCUAUCAAGUACAGCUUUGUCACCCUCGCCACCCAAUCGGGCCAUACCCUUUCUCUUACAAAGGGCCAUUACUUAUACGUUAACGGUGUCGUCGCUGCUGCCAAGACUGUCCGCUCUGGUGAUUUCAUUACUCUUGCUGAUGGUACCACUUCCAGUGUCACUCAAGUGGGCACCGAGAUCGCCCGUGGCUUGUACAACCCGCAGACAGUCCAUGGAGAUAUCAUUGUCAACGGCCUCCUUGCCACCACCUACACCACCACUGUUGAACGCAGCAUGGCUCAUGCUCUCCUCGCCCCGCUGAGGGCUGUCUACUCUUCCAUUGGCUGGUCUAUGUCUGCUCUCGAUGCGGGUGCCGACCGCCUGGCUGGUAUUGUUCCGAGUGGUUCUGUCGUUGCCUAAGUGCCUCGUUUGGACGCGUCCGUCCAUUCAUUCAUUCGUCUGUCAUUGUUGACGCUCAUCGUCAUGCAUUGAACAUCUACACACACGCCUGCGCUCAUGCUCACACACACACACAUGCACAACAACUCGUUGACUGGGUUUGACAUUUUUCGUGCCGCUUUCGUUUUUUUCAGUCAGGUAGAUGCUAGGGUCCCAUUCUCUCUCCUCCCUCUCCCCACUUUUCGCUCCCCUCUUCCCCGGCACAAGCCAUUUUCCCCUUCAUGCUAGCGGUGUAGCCCGUAUUUGCCGAGUAUAAAAGUGAUUGUAUAAAACAAUUCUAACCAUUC
Molecule: messenger RNA, 1064 nt
Organism: Chondrus crispus (carragheen)
Lineage: Eukaryota; Rhodophyta; Florideophyceae; Gigartinales; Gigartinaceae
Exons: 2
Coding region: 1-738 (245 amino acids)
Biological process (GO): intein-mediated protein splicing; protein autoprocessing
Source: RefSeq, a predicted model, not a curated record